CUCCUCUUCCUCUUAUUUCUUCUCACCGCAUCUCCACCGCCACCUGCCACAGCAGCAAAGCAGCGAUGGAGAUCCUUUUCAAAUCCUCAUAAGCCAGAAGAAAAACAGCCCGAGAGAGAAGCAGAAGGAGGGGCAGAGGGAAAGUCAGGAAAGGUUGGAUACGGAUAGGAAGAGACCGCAACGCGGAGUGACAAACAGAAACAUAUGGUUUGUCAGAAGAGGGGCUGUUUUUGAGGACCGACAUAAACUUAUUCAACCGCCGACACUAACUAAAAGUUUGUGCAGGCUGGACUGCGGUGGCUGGACCUGCCUGGACCGAACACACACAACUCCCCCACAAGACGCCGUGCGGCCCAGAGGAAGCUCCCUGCACGGAGGAAAUUGAAUUAGACAACUUAUUCCCGCAGAAUAGGAGCAGUCUCCCCCCCUGGCUGAAAGCCAUGUCUGCACAGACCGUCACCAUCCCGGACGACCAUGCCUUCGCCAGCUUCAAGGUGGAGUGUUUGUGCGAAGACGGCUGGAUUCUGACCUACACCAAAGGGAGCAUUACGGUGUGGACCCAAGCCCUGGAGGAGGGCAAGUCCAUCCACAAAAUGAAGUGUUGCAUGGCAUGUAAGGACGUGUCGGCAGAGACGAUGUACGAUGUCCUCCAUGACAUCGAAUACAGGAAGAAAUGGGACUCGAAUGUCAUUGAGACCUUCGAUAUUGGAAAACUUACAGUCAAUGCAGAUGUCGGUUACUACUCAUGGAAAUGUCCGAAACCUCUUCGGAACCGUGAUGUCAUCACGCUUCGCUCCUGGCUUCCAAUAGGGAAAGAUUACAUCAUUAUGAACUACUCCGUCAAGCAUGCAAAAUACCCUCCAAAAAAGGACAUGGUGCGAGCUGUUUCCAUUCAGACUGGCUACAUGAUCCAGAGCCAGGGGCCUAAUGACUGUACCCUUAUUUACAUGGCCCAGGUAGAUCCACGAGGUUCAUUACCCAAGUGGGUUGUCAACAAGUCUUCCCAAUUCCUUGGCCCUCGCGCAAUGAAAAAAAUCAGCAAAGCCUGCUUGAAGUAUCCGGAGUGGAAGCGGAAACAUAACCCUAGCCACAAGCCUUGGCUCUACCCAGAACAGACAACAUUACCCACCAUCAAUAUGUCAGAGCUGAGCAUCCAGCACGCAGAAAGCCUGGAGAAUAUUGAUGAGAGCACGGUGACGGAGACCCAUGAGAGAGAUGACAGCGACUAGCAGAACCGCGCACGCACACAAACAGCAAUUCAGGGAUGCAUAAAUACCUGAUAAACAUCCAUAAUGAUAUGUUUAUGUGUGUGAUUCUGUUUGUAAUUAUGUGUGUGGAUUUGCAUACAAGAUUGCGUCCGUAUACAUGAAAUGCAUAUGCAAGUGUACCAGUUGGGGGAACAUGCAUGUCAGCAUUUCUGCAUUAAUGCAAACUCGUACUUUACCCAUUCAGUCACGUACUCAUAUAUCAUAUCAAUACAUCCACAUGCGACAAAGAUCCACUCACACACCCCCCACACACUUGCAAUGCAAUUAAACAAUACUUAUUUAAACAGGUCAAUAAAUGAAAUUUGGUCAAUGGAAAGUAUCCGUAAAUGUGUUUUUUUUUUUUUUUUUUUUUUCCAGAAAUAUCAACAUUUUCUUAUUGGGACCUAUGCAGGUUUUAACUAUCCAACUAUGUUUUGUGAUAUUGCUGGAUGUCAAAAUCACACUUCUUUAAAUAAAUCUCACCUCUUAAAGUUACACAUACAGACACAGUGCACACUACACCGACGCAUUCAAACAUGUACAGGUACAGUUUGUAUCCCUCUGGCUAUUUUUCUCUGUCCCUUGUGUCUCUCCAUCACAUUUUGUAAGCACAUAAUAAAUAUGCAAAUGUGCAGAAGGCAGCUGGAACUCCAAUGUCAUACCUUUUUCUCUUGAAAACACAGAUUUACACACACACUCUCUACUAUUACUAUUUGAGAGAUGUUUGAAUGUAUGUAGACUUUAAAUAUUAAACAGAUUCCUACAGAGGUUUUCAAAUUUAA
Cololabis saira (Pacific saury) is the source of this 2029-nucleotide messenger RNA. It is a transcript of the gene stard10, whose product is annotated as StAR related lipid transfer domain containing 10. The transcript has 8 exons. Gene Ontology annotation, molecular function: lipid binding. The coding region runs from base 441 to 1229 and encodes 262 amino acids. The record is from RefSeq and is a predicted model, not a curated record. Lineage: Eukaryota; Metazoa; Chordata; Actinopteri; Beloniformes; Belonidae.